GUGAAAAUGGCCACUCAAGAAAACAAGCAGCUGGCCCAGAAGGAAAAAGAAUUGGGCAAUGCCGCGUACAAAAAGAAGGAAUUCGAAACCGCACUUGUGCACUACCGUGCGGCUUUGACGCAUGAUCCGACGGACAUAACAUUCCACAACAAUAUUGCGGCAGUAUACUUCGAACAGAAGGAGUUCAAAAAAUGUAUCGAAGAGUGUGAAAAGGCUGUUGAGGUAGGUCGUGAAAACCGGGCGGACUAUAAGCUAAUUGCGAAAGCGUUUACUCGCAUCGGCAAUGCGUACCGCAAGCUGGAAGACUACAAAUCCGCCAAAACCUACUUCGAGAAAUCGCUCUCGGAACACCGAACGCCCGAGGUAAAGUCGUUGCUUAGCGACACCGAGAAGAAGAUCAAGGAGAUGGAGCGACUAGCGUACAUCGAUCCGGCCAAGGCCGAGGAAGAGAAGGAGAAGGGCAACGAGUAUUUCAAGCAAGGCAACUACAGCACAGCCGUGAAACACUACUCCGAAGCGAUCAAGCGCAAUCCGGACGAUGCAAAGCUGUACAGUAACCGGGCCGCCUGCUACACCAAGCUGGCCGCAUUCGAUCUAGGGCUGAAGGAUUGUGAAACGUGCUGCAGGCUGGACGAAACGUUCAUCAAAGGAUGGGUGCGCAAGGGCAAGAUUCUGCAGGGAAUGCAAAAAUCGUCCGAAGCACUCACUGCCUACCAAAAAGCCUUAGAGAUCGAUCCGAACAAUGCGGAAGCGCUGGAAGGGUACCGAGCGUGCACGAUGGCGGUACAUGCCGAUCCGAAGGAAGUAUGGAAGAAGGCGAUGCACGAUCCGGAAGUGCAACAGAUACUGAAAGAUCCGGCGAUGCGUGUCAUUCUAGAGCAAAUGCAUAGCGAUACAAAGGCGGUACAAGAGCAUCUCAAAAAUCCUCAAGUAGCUUCCAAAAUCCAGAAACUACUCGAGUCCGGAAUCAUUCAACUCCACUGAACAUGCUUCUCGAAUAUAUAAAG
This is a messenger RNA of Anopheles maculipalpis, 1007 nucleotides long. RefSeq names its product stress-induced-phosphoprotein 1 (gene Stip1). NCBI's taxonomy places the organism in Eukaryota, Metazoa, Arthropoda, Insecta, Diptera, Culicidae. The record is from RefSeq and is a predicted model, not a curated record. Gene Ontology annotation, molecular function: Hsp90 protein binding. Bases 7 to 984 code for a protein of 325 amino acids. The transcript has 2 exons.